Molecule: messenger RNA, 1170 nt
Organism: Oryza sativa Japonica Group (Japanese rice)
Lineage: Eukaryota; Viridiplantae; Streptophyta; Magnoliopsida; Poales; Poaceae
Source: RefSeq, a predicted model, not a curated record
UUCCCGCCGCCUUCCUCCUCCCCGCAUGGUCGCCUCCCCCACUAUAAAUCGAGCAGCGCCACAGCCAAACCCAAGCAAAGCAAGCUAAGCAUCCGAUCCAUCAGCAACCAAGAUCUCAGUGAGUGAGUGAGAGUCACCGCGCAUUAUCGCCGAUUUCGAUGGGCAACUCGCUGGCGUUGCGGUGCGUCUGUGGCGGCGGCGCCGCGAGGAGGCCUCUGGUGAUCGGGCCGGAUGGGCGUCCGGUGUGCGUGGAGGAGGCGGCCACCGGAGCGGCCGAGCUGAUGAUCGAGGCGCCCGGGCACGUGGUCGCGCGCGCCGCGGACGCGGCGAAGGAGCGGCGGGUGCGGGCGAUGGCGGCCGACGAGCCGCUCCGCGCCGGCGAGGUGUACCUCCUCGUCCCCGCGAGCCGGGCCGGCGCGAGGCUCGGUGACCGGGAGGUGGAGGCCAUCGGCCGCCUCAUCGUCUCCGGCGGCGGCCGCAAGAAAGGGCGGAGCAAGCAGCCCGGCGGCAAGAGGAUCUUCCCGGAGGUCGUAGUGGACAUGAGCGCCGCGGAGGAAGACGAGAUGGGUACCCAGGUCCAGGCCCAGGCCCAGGCCCAUUGUCGUCGGUCCACACAGUGGAGGCCCGCCCUUGAUACCAUCUAUGAGGCGUGAAAACGUGUAAAUGAUUCUUUGUUGGAUUAGUGAGAUAGGAGAUUCUUUUGUUCAUUGAUUAGUUCAUUCAUUGGCCCCUUCAAUCUGUUGAACAGUUCAAGAUAGAAGGGGUCUUGUACAUGAAAAUUGUAGGGUUUUAGUAGAGUAUGUUCUCAGAGAUGUGACAUUAAUAAUCAUCUUGUUGAACAUAAUUAAUGGUGGAUGAUGAUGACCUACUAGUAAACUGGUUGACUGGCUCAAAAACAGUUGUGUGGUUGUUUGGAUCGCCCUUUCAGUUUAUUAAAUUAAGACAGGGAGAGAGAGAUUUUUGAGAUCAAGCUGAACGAGUUUAUUUAUAGUAAGAAAAGAAUAGGGAUCCGAUCUCUGAACCAUAAUCUCCUGCACCACAGCAAUUGUUUUACCGUGCGCUAGGCGCGGCAAGUCGCCACCGAGAUUGCUACCUGGCGAUUGAUCGCCCCUAUCGCCAGGGGCGAUCAGGAUUCGGUCCCCUCUUCCCUCCACCUGUUUUCCCUUUUUG